AUUGAAGUGUUGUAUUUUGCAAAAAGUGCUGAAAUAACUGGAGUUCGUUCAGAGACCAUUUCUGUACCCCAAGAAAUCAAGGCGUUGCAGCUGUGGAAGGAGUUAGAGACACUACAUCCCGGACUGUUUCUCUUUCAGAUUGGCUGAUGUUAGAAAUCAGGUGAUAUUUGCUGUUCGUCAAGAGUAUGUCGAGCUUGGAGAUCAGCAACUCCUGCUUCAGCCCGGAGACGAAAUUGCCAUUAUCCCCCCAAUUAGUGGAGGAUAGUGCAUCGGAGCCAUCUAGAAAAAGUGGACAUGGAAACCACAUAAAAGUGGAAUGUGUUGCUUCUGAUAUUCUUGCUGAGGGCUGCUGCUGUCUUGUUUCUAGGGAAGAUGUGGACGAGGUUGAAGAGAAACCUAAGGACAUAAUACAGUUCAGUGCCAAGAAGCUCUCAGUGGAUGAAGUCUCACAGUUGGUGAUCUCCCUGCUGUGUGGUGCGGUGUCUCUCUUUGUAGGGACUACAAGAAAUAACUUUGAAGGCAAAAAAGUCAUUAGUUUAGAAUAUGAAGCAUAUCUACCGAUGGCAGAAAAUGAAAUCAGAAAAAUUUGUAGUGACAUAAGGCAGAAAUGGCCAGUCAGACACAUUGCGGUGUUCCAUCGACUUGGUUUGGUUCCAGUGUCAGAAGCAAGCACAAUUAUUGCUGUGUCCUCAGCUCAUAGAGCCGCAUCCCUUGAAGCUGUGAGCUAUGCCAUUGACUCUUUGAAAGCCAAGGUGCCCAUAUGGAAAAAGGAAAUAUAUGAAGAAUCAGCAUCAUCUUGGAAAAGAAACAAAGAAUGUUUCUGGGCAGCUGGUGAUUAGUCACUUGAUUUUUUGGUACUCUAAGUCUUAAAUGUGGUAAAUAAUCUUAGGUUAUGCCAAUGGAGGAAUAGCAGAAUGCAUGAGUGUGUGAGAUGAGGAGCUGUCUAAAGAUGGGAAAAAAUGGCUUACUUUAAAUAUGAGAUAAGGUGUCUGUGCUAGAGCAUCCUUCAGUGACUAACUCCUAAUUGUAGUCAACUCACAAUGAGCUCUGGCCUUCCUUCUACAGUCAAUUGUCCCAGGAAGACCUCUCUGUCCCACAGUGUAUUGACAGCCUUGUUGUUAAGCAUGUAUUACAAAAAAUUGGCAGGAUCAGAAAGUCAUUGUCAGUUUUGAUAAUAUAUAUUUUACGUAACCUAAAAGUGAAGCUAAACAAAUCAUGAUUCAAACAGCUUAAAAGUAGAUCUUGUUUGUUUAUAGUCAUCGAUAAUACCUAAGAAAUUUUAUAUCACAGAGACUGCUAUGACUUCAGAAUCUAUAAUUAUACAAUAAAGCUUUUUAUAUUUCAUUAGUUAUCAGUAUUCUUAUGUCUGUACAAACUAGCAUAAAAUUGUUGUAAAACUAACUAGUAGCAAAGAGGUUUGCAUUAAUAUGGUGUCUGAUGUUUAAAAGUUGGCUCACAACUAUUUAGAGAGAUUAUGUAAUAAUUUAUUAAAGUAAUUUGGAUAGUUUUCAUAAUGUUUAUAUAACAUUAGCCUAUGUGAAGUUAUUACUAAAGAAAUUAAAUUUUCUGCAAGAUUAUUAUACCAAACAUCUAGUUUUUGAUUGAUCAAGCUGUCAUGGCAGGUUUGAGUGUAAAAGUCUCAGACAAUUUGUUUUGAAUUUUUUGGCUUUAUUGACUUAUAGUUGACAAGAAAAAUAUAGUUAAGUUCUAUAAUGUGGUGUUAAGAUGCUUGUGUUGUAAUGGAAUCAUCACAACCCAAAUGAAUAACACAUAUGUCACUUCAUAUAGGUUCAAUGUGGGUGGGAGCUUAAGGAGCAUUCUGAGCUCAUAAAGAAUUAAAAUAUCAACAUAAUUGGAUAAUUGACAUCAUCAUAGAAUUAGGAACAUUUAUACUAAGAAUAAAAACUACUUGUAAACACUUA
Molecule: messenger RNA, 1922 nt
Organism: Cricetulus griseus (Chinese hamster)
Lineage: Eukaryota; Metazoa; Chordata; Mammalia; Rodentia; Cricetidae
Source: RefSeq, a predicted model, not a curated record